Molecule: messenger RNA, 1134 nt
Organism: Guillardia theta CCMP2712
Lineage: Eukaryota; Cryptophyceae; Pyrenomonadales; Geminigeraceae
Exons: 16
Coding region: 1-1134 (377 amino acids)
Biological process (GO): protein phosphorylation; intracellular signal transduction
Cellular component (GO): cytoplasm; nucleus
Molecular function (GO): ATP binding; MAP kinase activity
Source: RefSeq, a predicted model, not a curated record
AUGCCAUUCUCGUGGAAGCAGUUUUCAGUAUGUGGAUCAAGGUAUUGCGAAAUCGUUCCCUGUCAGUCUCCCUCUCACGAGCUCUUCAGAUUUGUAUUACCUGAUUACUACUCCGUUAUCAAACCAAUCGGGCAAGGCGCCUAUGGCAUAGUUUGUUCUGCAACCAACCAACGAACAGGAAAGAAUGUUGCCAUCAAAAAGAUCGCGAAUGCGUUUGAACAUGUCAUUGAUACAAAGCGCACUCUACGAGAAGCGAAGCUCUUGCGAAUGAUAAAGCAUGAGAAUGUCAUCUCGAUUGAAGAUAUUUUGCCACCUGUGGAUUUUGUCUCCUUCAACGAUGUUUAUGUAAUUUCGGAAUUGAUGGAUACCGAUCUUCACCAGAUAAUUACCUCACCUCAACCGCUUAGUGACGAUCAUGUGCAAUAUUUUAUGUAUCAGAUACUGCGAGGAAUGAAAUAUAUACAUAGCCUUGACGUGGUCCAUCGAGAUUUGAAACCCAGCAAUCUGCUAGUGAACAGCAACUGUGACCUCAAGAUCUGUGACUUCGGUCUGGCCCGAGCUCUCGGUCCAGCUGACGACCAGUCUUCCUUCCUCACCGAGUACGUGGCGACGAGGUGGUACCGAGCUCCCGAGGUGCUGGUGUCUUGGUGUAGAUAUUCGAAGGCGUUGGACAUGUGGAGCGUUGGAUGCAUUCUAGCAGAACUGCUGGGCCGGAAACCUAUCUUCCCAGGGAAGAAUUUCAAGCACCAGAUCGAACUGAUCUGUAACAUUUUGGGGACACCAACGUCGGAGGAUCUUGUCGGAGUGACGUCGGAGAGGGCGAAACAAUACUUGGAGAACCUGCUUCCUCGUCCGAAGAAAGAUUUCAAGAUGAUCUACACCGCUGCCUCGGCUCCUGCUAUCGAGCUGCUGGAGAUGCUGCUCACCUUCGAUCCGGAUCGUCGCUUCACUGUCGAGCAGGCACUCGCAUGCAACUUUUUGUCUUCACUGCACGACGAGAACGACGAGCCAAGAGCUGAACAUCCUCUCAACUUCGACUGGGUGAGGCUCCUCGUCCUCGUCCUCGUCCUGCCUCGCCAUCUCCAUCCCCCCUCUUCCCCGGGUUCUCAUCCUUUCCGUGUCCUCGUCCCUUGA